UGGUUCUUAGCCGAUAGAGGGCUGAAUUAAACCAAACAAAGUGGUUCGUUCUUGUACGAGUCAUUUUUCUGAAGUCUAGGCUUGGCAAUAUUUGUUAUAAUGUCUUCUGUGAAGGAAUUUGAGAACCCAUACUUCGAGCCCACUCAUUAUGUUGAGCAGCUGGUGUGGCGUGUCCAGGGUGAGGAUAGGAAAUAUCGGCCUGGAUCUGGAGCCUUUAAUGCAAAGCAGAUGCUUAUUGCAUUUGAAAGUACAAUAGAAGAAUUGAAGCUAAUGAGUAUGAAAAUGGAUGAAAAAAUAAAAAAGGAAGAAUUGUCUUUACAAAAUGAAAGGACAAGGCAUGCAGUAAGUGUUGAUGGACUUCGCAAGACUAAUAAGAAAGCUUUUACCAACUUUCAAGAACUAGAUGAACACAUCAGUUCCGUAGCAACAAAAGUCGUCCAUCUUGGUGAUCAACUUGAGGGAGUGAACACGCCUCGGGCUCGUGACCAAGAAGCCCGCAAACUCAUUCAUUAUUUCUUCAUGUUCACCAAUGAGUUUGAGCCCCAAGCAGAAAUAUUUAGUGAUCCAUUUCAGUUAAAUGAAGCUGCAGAUGUUAUCCAGAAGCUAUACUUAAUUGCCCAAGAACUACCAGCAGAUAAGUUUGCACAUCCAAAAAAUAGAAUAACAGCCCAAUACAAUGCAAUUGAAUUUAAUUUAAUCAACGAGUUCCAGAUUGCUCAUAAUGAUGGGGAUAAACAGAGGAUGCGGGAGCUGGCUGACAUCUUGCUUAAUUUUAAGGGAUAUAGUCGUUGUGUUGAAUCAUUUAUAGAAACCAAUCAAAGGAGUUUACAGGUGUCUAAAGAUGUUUAUGAUGACCUGAUGCCUAUUUGCAGACAGGUGAAUUUCUUAGCCCAGGAGGUGUUUAGUACACCUGAGCUCGUCAUGGGAAAGUUUGUGCAGUGUUUAUAUCAACAAGUGUUGAAGUGUUACGUACAGCAAAGGCUUAGCUGUAAGGACGAUACAGAGAGGUACCUAGCACAACUCUAUGAGCUUUAUGCGAGAACAUCUAAACUCACUAAAGGCUUAUCCAGUUUUCGGCUCGGCUCUGACUCAAACUUUCUGAACCGUCAGAUGAAAUACGUAUUUGGAAAAUACUUAGAGGACUAUGUUAGAAUGGAGAUGGAUCAUCUCAAAAACAAGAUGACUGAGCAUCUAAAAAUCUACUACAGAUCAUUGAACCACACCAAGAAGAAAUUAGACCAACAAGGAGGUUUACAUGAACUUCAGAACAAGUUGAGGACCAAGACACCGUUGUCAAAUCUAAACCUAGGUGGCAGCAGCCAUAUUGAUUAUAAAGGAGAACCAUUCAUAUCUCAAGAACUGUCUUUGAAUCUGUUAAAUGAGUCAAAGCUAGCAUUGACAAGGUGCAAUUUGCUUUCAAACCAAUCAGAUCUUCCUGUAAAUGCAGUGGACAUCUUUAAGCUGCUCACUCACUAUCUGUGUAUAGAACAUAUAGACUAUGCUUUGGAGAUAGGCUUACAAGGGAUACCAUCAAACGAGCCGAAGACCGAGCCACAGGGCUACUUCAUUGAUGUAGCAAAGCAAGCUAAUGCAGUCUUCCAUCUUCUGGAAAAACUAUUCAGUGAACUUUUGGUCCCACUCAUUAGUUCUUCGCCAAUGUACAGCCAGUGUGUGCAAGAGAAGCGAGAAAUUAAGGAGCAAAUGGAAGGAAAGAUUGAAAAUGGUUUGGAUAGAACACUGAAUUGCUGGUGUGGAUGGAUAAAACAUAUUUUAUCUGCAGAACAGAAAAAGUCUGACUUCAAACCAGAUUCUGAAGAAAUGCCUACUGAAUUAUCAACUCCUGCCUGUGCUAAAGUACUUAAGUUUGUUGACCAGCAAGCUGCAAAACUGAAGACAUGUCUGGAUGGCAAGAACGUUGGAGGUGUGAGGCUAGAGUUUGGCAUUAGAUUUCAUCGUGUUAUCUUGGAGCAUCUACAGAGCUUCACUUACAACUCAAUGGGAGCCAUGUUGGUGAUAUGUGAUGUUAAUGAAUACAGGAGAGCUGCCAAAGCCUUUCAGAGUCCUGUUGUAAACUCACUGUUUGAGUUGCUUCAUGCCCUCUGUAACCUUCUUGUUGUAGUUCCUGAAAAUCUUAAACAAAUUAUCACAGGGGAGCAAAUGGCUGGAUUAGACAGAUCUACAGUGAUGUCGUUUGUUCAGUUAAGAGCAGAUUUCAAGACAGCCAAGAUUGCCCAACAACUCAAGUAAAC
Messenger RNA from Anneissia japonica, 2249 nucleotides. RefSeq names its product exocyst complex component 5-like. The transcript is spliced from 17 exons. NCBI's taxonomy places the organism in Eukaryota, Metazoa, Echinodermata, Crinoidea, Comatulida, Comatulidae. The record is from RefSeq and is a predicted model, not a curated record. Gene Ontology annotation, biological process: Golgi to plasma membrane transport; exocytosis. Bases 100 to 2247 code for a protein of 715 amino acids. Gene Ontology annotation, cellular component: exocyst; cytoplasm.